Molecule: messenger RNA, 1926 nt
Organism: Austrofundulus limnaeus
Lineage: Eukaryota; Metazoa; Chordata; Actinopteri; Cyprinodontiformes; Rivulidae
Product: gap junction beta-6 protein
Exons: 5
Coding region: 400-1083 (227 amino acids)
Biological process (GO): gap junction-mediated intercellular transport; cell-cell signaling
Cellular component (GO): connexin complex
Molecular function (GO): gap junction channel activity
Source: RefSeq, a predicted model, not a curated record
UUCAGAUCCAUUUAAAGUCCUCUAAAGUAAUGAAGAUUUUUAUUUUUAGUGAAAUAUUUUAUAAUAAAAUAACUUGACUGAGUGGAUACAAGUGAGUUUUUACAACAGUGGGCUCAGUUCGGUGGGUAGGGAGGUUCUUCAGAUGUUCUGAUGAAUGUUGGCACCGGGCCUUCUUCCGUCCUCCUCUCGCUUUUUCAAACUUGUCUUUUGUUUCCUCCGGAGCUUUCAUCUUCUGCUGCUGACUUUGUGCUGAAACAACCCAGGAGACCCAGAACAACUCUCAACCCCGGCUCAGGUCCUUAGAWAUUUUUAACAAGAAUAAGAGUUUUGUCGUGUUGUUUUCUAAUUUUUAUUUUUAGGACAACGGGCCCUGUCCCACGUCUCUGUCUGCACCCACAGAUGUCUUGGCCCGCUCUGUACGCUCAGCUGGUUGGGGUGAACCAUCACUCCACCUCUCUGGGUAAAAUCUGGCUCUCUACACUCUUCAUUUUCCGGGUUAUGGUUCUGGUUGUUGCUGCGGAGAGCGUCUGGGGGGARGAGCAGUCGGAUUUCACCUGUAACACCCUGCAGCCUGGUUGUGAGAACGUCUGCUACGAUCAGUACUUUCCUGUGUCCCACGUCCGCCUCUGGUGUCUUCAGCUCGUCUUCGUCUCCACACCAACGCUAAUGGUUUCGAUGUAUGUGGCUUAUCGUAACCAUGGCGACAAGAGACGGCUCCUCCAGAGUUCGGGCAAAGUUGGAUUACCUGGCAGCAAGGCACAAGAGGAAGAGUUGGAGACGCUAAAGAAGAGGAGACUGCCAAUAUCCGGCACCCUCUGGUGGACGUACCUGUGCAGCCUACUGGUCCGGCUUCUGUUUGAAGGUGGAUUCAUGUAUGCCUUGUACGUGGUCUACGAUGGCUUCCAGAUGCCGCGACUGGUGCAGUGUGACCAGUGGCCAUGCCCUAACCUGGUGGACUGCUUCGUCUCGCGCCCCACGGAGAAAACCAUCUUCACUGUUUUCAUGGCCACCGCCUCAUCCAUCUGCAUCGUCCUGAAUGUGGCCGAAGUAGCGUACCUUGUUGCCAAAGCUCUCACUAGGUAGAAGUAUUGAGGUGAUCAAAGAAAGGAUUUGUUUUUCAGUAAACYAAUUCCCUUUUCCCAAGCUCCAAGUCAUCACAAAGACUACUGGGACACUUAGAAAUGACCCAUGAGUGUACAUACACUUCCUCACAAAGGGAAAUGUGAACCAUAAAUACYAACUGUGAAAUACAUGAAUUUAAUACAUUUAUGAGUCUUUGGUCAUAAGGGUAAUGGCUGUAAGGGUUUUUUUCACUACGUACCAAAGGACUAGAAGAUCUUAUAAAGACCCGAGAGAAAAAAAGAGGGUCAGUUUUUGUAAUAACAGAAGUUCCAAAAACUUGUAAGAUGGUACACAAGGACCAGUUCAGAGAAACAUCAUACCCUGAACUGCCAGAACAUCCGAUAAUUGUUCCUCGUCACAAGAAUAAAAGCGUGCUUAAUUAAAAUGGGCAGAAUUCUAAAAUUUGUUUAAAAAGUAAUUCUAACAGCUACUUUAAAGCCUGGAUUCAUCAAAGAUUUAAAUAUGACCACAUCAACUCUUUCUAUCUUCUAAUAAAGAAUUUGUUGGUGGUCCCAAGAGUUCAGAACAUGUUUUUAUUAUCCAGUUAACUCUGGCCUGUGUGUCUGUGGUAGAGGUGUUGAAUUUCAACAGGCACAGAUCAUUUUGCUCACAUGUGGAUCAUUUUUAUCUAAGGUUUAAGCUUCAAAACAAAGGGGGUGAAUACAUAUGCACACAUCAGUUACGUAGCUUAGUAUUUAAAGUUUAACGUCAAUAAUCUGGAUUAUUUUGUGUAGAUUUCUUGUAAUCAAAAUAAAAACCCUGAUGUGAACUCUGUACAUGAAAUAAAGAAACUAGAUUAAAUAA